This is a messenger RNA of Orbicella faveolata, 1500 nucleotides long. Its product is annotated as protein decapentaplegic-like. Gene Ontology annotation, cellular component: extracellular region. Gene Ontology annotation, molecular function: cytokine activity; growth factor activity. NCBI's taxonomy places the organism in Eukaryota, Metazoa, Cnidaria, Anthozoa, Scleractinia, Merulinidae. The record is from RefSeq and is a predicted model, not a curated record.
ACAAAACAAGUAUAAAUGAGAGUUGCAAACCAGUAGAUCGAGAGUGGGCACUGACUUCAAACCACUGAAGAUGCUUUCGCACAAAAAUGGCAUUGUGGCUCUGUACAUUCUGUUUACACUACUCUACUCAAUUGCGAGUGUAAAACGCAAAGAUUCUGGUUGGAAGCAAUUAAAAGCCUCACUAAACGCCAAGGCUGUGAACCUUUCCGAUGGAGCUGCCAAAGUUUUCCUCACGAAUCUCUACAAAAACUAUUUCAACGAAACCGGACAAGUGAAGAGAACAAAUACAACUAUCCCAGAAAUCAUUCAUUCUGUGCAAGGAACAGUUUGCGUUAAAACCAACGUUAUUCGUUUCAACAUGAAAGGGAUAAAUGCUAAAGAAUACAUUCAAAAGGCUGAGAUCCGGGCAAAAGUUGACUACUCCACUGAUCAAGACCAGAAUGCGAGUCACCCAGUCAAACUGGGCCUUUACGACAAGACCGCAGGUGUGCUGAUAUCAAAAGCGGUUUUGCAUGGACGAGAUCCAACAUGGACGGUAUUUAUGGUCCCUUCUGCUGAUGUCGCGCGAUGGCUGCGUUCUCCGCACACCAUCCCUGAAGUUCGGGUUGAGGUACUGGCAGACAGCGACAAGCAGAAACCUGUUCCAAAAGUACUGAUGCAUGGCGGCAGGAGCGGACCAUUUCUGGUGGUGUAUACCGAUGCAAGGCGAUUGCACGGUGUAGAGGAUAGUCCUUUUAUAAGAGAUCGUUUUCGCCGAGAUUCUAAGGCGAACACUAACAAGACGGCCGCAAUUCCAUCUCCCAACCCUGCCGAUCUGUGCUCAAGGCGCGAUUUGCAUAUAAAUACCAAACACAUCUUCGGCAAUCUGAUUAUCGCUCCGGUCUCGUUUAACGCCUACGACUGCGCGGGAAAAUGUGACGCGACCUACUCCCCAGGUAGCUUCAGCAAUCACGCCAUCGUGCGCUUGACAGCGGCGCAACACUGGGGACCAGGAUCCCACAUGACUGCGCCAUGCUGCGUUCCCACAAACUACGGCAGUUUAUUGGGUGUUUUGUACACCACACAAGACGGUCACGUGGUUCUUCGUCAAUACAAAGAUAUGGUUGCCACGGAAUGCGGAUGUCGUUAAGAUGGCCAGGCAGAUUCCCGAAAAGCACGUGACUGAAAUGCGCUUUGUAGGUGGCUGUCGCAUAUCUUGCAGCAAAUACUGGACUAAUCAAGUGUGAUUUUGUUUCAGUACAUUUAUAUAACAUAGAAUUUCUUGUAAUGGUUAAUAAAUUUUGUUGUUAAUGCAUAAAUUUAUAUUACAUAUGAAGCUACUACGAUAUGUUGCAAUUUAAAAAAAAGAAAUUAAAAUUAUGAUUUGAGAUAUUGUCAGUUGUUAUAAUUGAAUACCGUAAGAAAGAAAUGCUGUACGCAUAGAGAACAUUUUUCAAUUGCCUUCGCAAACUUUAUUCUUUUCCCUUAGCUCAAUUAAAAUAGCUUAACCCUUUGAAUAGC